AUGGAGGACAAUUCUGAGAAGGCUCUUUUUUUUGUUGAAUGGAUUGGUGAACCUUCCUUUUAUCCGUUGGCAUUUAUUCGGAGUCCCAGCGGAACAUUCGCUGUUUCAAAGAAGGUGGUGGUUAUUGGCCGAGACUCUGCAAAUUCGAUUACAGAUGUUGUCGUCCAGGAAAGCAACUACAUAAGCAGGUGUCACGUCAUUCUGUAUUAUACUGGUCAACCGAAUAGAUGGAAUAUCAAAGUAAAUGGAAAAAACGGAGUGCUCGUCAAUGAAAUUAUGUAUGGACGAUCUGAGCGGACUCAAAGUAUUCCGUUUAGCUGUAUUUUUCGUUUUCCUUCCACACAUAUUGUUAUGCUGUUUUGUGGUAUCGAACCACUAUCUGGGACUGCGAAUUCGCCUGACUCUUUCGUUAGGAUAACAGAAAAUGAAGUGGAUUCAGCAGUUUCCUUGGCGGCUAUGCUUUCAUCUCAGGGCGUCACUCCUGGGAGUAUGGAAGAAUCAGGCAAGACAUUUUGUUUAUCCGAUAAGCCUAAUACGGGCGAAAACACUGGUGUAUCGACAGCUGAAUACAGCGAAUCGACUCAUACACCUUCGGAUAGUUCCGCAGGAGCGAAUGUCAGCAUUGGAUCAUCGACAUCAAUUCCGACGUCAGAUUCUGAUCGAAACUGCAAAGAAGAUUAUGAAGCUUCGGAUGGUAAACCACCAUAUUCAUACGCGCAGUUGAUCGUUCAGGCUAUUCUAAGUUCACCAGAUCAGCAGAUGACUUUGUCAGGUAUUUAUAACUACAUCACAAGCCGCUAUCCGUGGUAUCGUUCUGCCGAUAAAGGUUGGCAAAAUUCAAUUCGCCAUAACCUUUCAUUGAAUCGAUAUUUUGUGAAGGUCGCACGCUCUCAGGAAGAACCUGGUAAAGGUUCAUUUUGGAGAAUGGAAUCAUCUGCUGCUCUGCGUAAUGUCGAACUGGCUUAUAAGAAGAGGAAACCAAAAUUGUCAAAGGGUAACAAAGUUUUGAAUCUUGUAAUGGAUAACGAUGCAGAACCUGCUGAGUACACUGUGAUUCCUAUAGCAUCCGAAAUAGAAAGAAUUGAAACAGAUUCUCGUGCCGCCGAUCGACAGUUUAUUGCUGACACAGAAAUGUGUGAAAUCCUGGCAUUGAACAGUGGCGACACCAGCAGUAGUGGCAGCAAUAAUAAUGGCAACAGCUUCUUCAGUAGUAGUAGUAGUAGCAAUGGAAAUAGCAGCAUCACUACCGCCAACAACAGUAGCAGCGGUGGUAGUAGUAUCAUCAGCAGCGGCACUAAUAACAGAUGCAGCAUGGCAAGAUCGAAUGCAGGUGGUAGUUCUAAUUACUGUGUAGGUACAUAUCCAUCCGCCGACAUACAAUUUCCGCCCGCUGAAGCGAUAUUUCCGCUAUACCACCCACGAAGUUACAUUUCUUCAGGUAACAGUCGUCACUUAAAAAAGGACAUCGCCAUGUUCUCUACGGAGGAUAACAAAGUAUUACAUGAAGAUAUGCUAAGAUUUGCACGUAGUGCACCCUGUUCUCCGAAAAACGUGUCGUCACGACCAGAAUUUCGUUCCUGUGGUGCGACGUUCAGAGUUCGUCAGUCUGCAAAAGAUGGGCGUUCUCGUUUGCAACUCUGUCCUUCGGAACCGGAAUAUCGAUCCGCGUUAAGCUCUGAUACGUUACAUCAGAUCACUCCAUAUUCACGAAAUGGAACAAAGAGUUUGAGCACGACACCUGUUCAAGAAAUGCUUCAAGGUUCGAGUGGACUGAAACUCGAAGAUCUCAGACGUGAUCUCAUUAUGUUGAACGAUUCAAAUGAGCUGCAACAUCGUCAGACUAAUGGAAAAGAAGCACAAUCAUGUUACUCUAAUAGACACCAAAGUCCCACCUAUUUAGCACGAGUAGAGCCAUUCAUUAGUGAGAAAAUGAUUAUCGCAUCAAGUCCAAAAUCGCACACAGGACCAGAGCAGCAGCACAUGAGUUCAUUUAAAACAUCUGGUAUGCAACAAGUCAUCGGCAUCAAAAAUUACGUUGGAGAUGCCAAAAUUGUCGUUGAAAACGAAGUCGUUGACGAGGAUGGAUCUUUUAAACAUGUGCCAAUUAUGCGAAAAUAUGGUGUCGAUGAGUCGGUCAAGUUGAGUGCUUCCGAAAUGAUGCGUUCAUUCGGAGAGAAAUGCGUGGGAGACAUGCUAAUUCAGCGAAAACGAAUAUAUGCUGAAGCUAAUGCUGGUACUGGUGUUCAGAGAGAACAUCAUAAAAUUACGAAAAAACCCAAGGAAGCUGACGAAUUAUCAGUUCGUCCUACAGAAGAGGUGAUGGCAAUGAAGCAAAAGAAAACUGUUGACGUGCAACUCGCUGCAGGUACUCCGCAAAUUAAUAAUGGAGGCGCUGUUUGGACAGGAAAUCCUUUACUGACUCCACCACCUCGUAUAAAAUCAGAAACUACCACCUCAACUAAUUCUGAUUUUCUGACUCAACAGUUCCAAAUUGCUGACAACAUGAGUGGGAAUCGUAAUACCGUCGAAUCUAUCCCAAUACCAUCGAAUUGUCCUAAUACCGUCGAAUCUGAUUCUGUAUUGGAAAAAUUGAAGCUUGCUGCAGCUAUCUGCUGUGCGAAAUCGGAAUUGCUACGAAGUAAAUUAUGCACAGAGAUACUGUCGCAGCAGCAGUCGAACUUUGCAGCAAAUCUGAAUUCACAACCGCGGACAAAUACCUCUAUGACGACAGAACUUACAGACAGUUGGCAAGCUACAGCUAUGGAAAAUGCGAAACUUGCAGCAAUAUACCAACACUUGUUGCAGAAACCCGACAUGCUAAACACAUUACAGCCAACUCAACCGGCGAAUGCACCUGUUACUGGAGCAGUUUCACAGAAUUUGCCUAGUUUCAGUUCUUUGUUAUCAGAUGCUGCCUUGAUGACGGCAGUUUCGCAGCUGGACCCUGCUGCAUACAUGCAGUAUCAGUCAAAAGUUCAGCAAAUAUCACCUCCUCCUGUAUCGUUGGAGCAUCUUUCGAGUUACGUUAAUUAUAUUAAAACGCUUGCGGGUGUUCCAGUAUCGCAAAGUCAGCUGCAGUCAUCAGAUUUAGUUAUCCCAGCAAAUGGUGGACUGCAGCAGCAUCAAAACCUUCAAGAGUUGCAGCCACAGGCGCAGCCUCAGUUCACCUUACCGAACUGCUCCUUCCCAGCAACCUUUCCUCCUAAUCCUUUUCUUGGUCGUGAUUUAAAUUUGAAUAUCGGUCAGUGGUUCGAUUAUAUUCGCUUGCUCGCUAUGCAGUCCAGUUCAGCAGGGCUAUGUGUACCACCUCCACCUAUCACCACGCCGUUGUGGAAUCCGCUUUCUAUGGCUGCAUUGCAGAAUGCAAGCGUGCCGGCGCCCACUUUUCCGGAUUUGCAGAAAGAGCUCCCUGAUUUAACGACGCAGCAUAACUAUGACAACGUUUGCUCGAACAACAGGGAACACUGUCCAAAUGAUUUGGAGGUGGCAGAGAUACUAGCAUCAAUCGGCAAUAUGCCAUCUGCACAGUAAAGGUAGUAAAUGGUGCAGGACCGCGCUAAUUAACAAACGUUCGAUUUUUGGCAACGUAAUUUUUAGGACCAGCGUCAUAGUUUUUUUUUUCUUGUUAUUCGAAUAUUUUCCCUUCAGUCCAUUAGUUUGUACAAGUUUUUCCCCUUUCCUCUUUAUCUCUCUCUGUU
This is a messenger RNA of Loa loa (African eye worm), 3698 nucleotides long. RefSeq names its product forkhead box protein. Gene Ontology annotation, biological process: regulation of transcription by RNA polymerase II. Bases 1 to 3531 code for a protein of 1176 amino acids. NCBI's taxonomy places the organism in Eukaryota, Metazoa, Nematoda, Chromadorea, Rhabditida, Onchocercidae. The record is from RefSeq and is a predicted model, not a curated record. The transcript has 18 exons. Gene Ontology annotation, molecular function: DNA-binding transcription factor activity, RNA polymerase II-specific; RNA polymerase II cis-regulatory region sequence-specific DNA binding; protein binding.